CAACAUAUGUACGCCUAUUUAUUUUUUGAUCGGGAUAAUUUGUUCUUUGGAGUAAAGAUGACACUUGUUGAUAACCAAUCUUUUGUCAAGUUAAAAAUUGUAAAAUAGUGGCUGUUUUGUGUAAUCAAAGAUAUUUUUACUUACUUAUUCUGAAUUAAGACUAUACAAAAACAUUUUGAAGAUGAAAUCUUUCUUCCACAAAGUUACCUCGGAUGCUGUUUCAUUUAAAGAAAAAAAUAAAAAGUAUAAAUCCAAACCUCAGCCAAAUUUUAGUGCACCGCAAAAUGAAGGCAUCCCCACCAAUGGAAGUAAUAUUAGGAUUGAAAACUGCCCUAAUUUUCAUUUUGGCAAUACCAUUACUUUGAUUACUACAAAUGUAAUCAAUAAAGAAGAACAAGUGCUAAGUCCAGAAAAAAAAGGUCAUGAUUCUGCUCAAGUCAUUCCAAAGAAAGUUAAAGAAAACUUUUCAAAUAUAUCACAGGCCACUAUUGAGCAUUUUGAAUUGAUUAGUUCAAAGAUUAAUGACUUCAAAUACUUAGAGAAGAAACUUGGGUUCAUUGAAGAUCAAUUGUAUUCUUCUACAGAUGGUAUCCAGAUGGAGCUCUUGGUAUGCCAAAUGCUAUAUAGCUGGAAAAAAGCAAAAACUAGGGAAGCAACUGUUGGUUUACUACUGAAAAUAUUGUGGGAGGCUAAAGAAUAUGACGCUGCAAUAUAUAUGUCUGAUAAUAUAUAGUUAAUAUGUUAGUGUGAAUUACAAGUGUACAAAAUUGUGUUAUUAGCAUG
Messenger RNA from Nezara viridula (southern green stink bug), 783 nucleotides. The record is from the annotation of a GenBank genome assembly. Lineage: Eukaryota; Metazoa; Arthropoda; Insecta; Hemiptera; Pentatomidae.